This is a messenger RNA of Anarrhichthys ocellatus (wolf-eel), 2339 nucleotides long. It is a transcript of the gene slc23a4, whose product is annotated as solute carrier family 23 member 4. Bases 79 to 1938 code for a protein of 619 amino acids. Gene Ontology annotation, molecular function: transmembrane transporter activity. Gene Ontology annotation, biological process: transmembrane transport. The record is from RefSeq and is a predicted model, not a curated record. Gene Ontology annotation, cellular component: membrane. NCBI's taxonomy places the organism in Eukaryota, Metazoa, Chordata, Actinopteri, Perciformes, Anarhichadidae. The transcript has 13 exons.
GCAGCAGCCUGUCUGUGACCUGGAUCUUCACUUUGAAACAAGAAGAGAUGCAAUCCCCACCUGAGCCUUUAGGCUGACAUGGCUCCAGGAAAGGACAGUAAUGGUGUUGACAACUACGCAUUUGCACUUGAGGGGCGCUUUUGUGAUCUACCUGACACAGAAUGUGGAGAAGAAAUGGACACGUCCACAGAGGGAAACAGCAACAAGCUAGCAUAUUGCGUGACAGAUGUACCUCCCUGGUACCUGUGCAUCAUCCUUGGCAUCCAGCACUGUUUGACAGCAUUUGGGGGAAUCAUCGCCAUCCCACUAAUCCUGUCUCAGGGGUUGUGUCUGCAGUUUGACGGCCUCACACAGAGCCACCUCAUAAGCACCAUCUUCUUCGUCUCUGGUAUUUGCACUCUGUUGCAAGUUACUUUCGGCAUUAGACUUCCCAUUCUCCAAGGUGGUACAUUCACGUUGCUGGCUCCUUCCAUGGCAAUGUUGUCCAUGCCAGAGUGGACAUGUCCUGCUUGGACACAAAAUGCCAGCCUCGUCAACACGUCCUCCACAGAAUUUAUAGAGGUGUGGCAGAGUCGAAUGAGAGCGCUGCAGGGGUCCAUUAUGGUGGGCUCACUCUUCCAGUUGUUUGUUGGUUUCUCCGGCCUCAUCGGCCUCUUCAUGCGCUUCAUCGGACCUCUCACCAUCGCACCCACCAUCUCUCUCAUUGGACUGUCUCUGUUUGACUCAGCCGGUACCAGUGCUGGCAACCACUGGGGUAUCGCCAGCAUGACCACAGCACUGAUCAUCCUGUUCUCACAGUACCUCCGUCACAUACCUGUGCCCUUUCCUACGUUCAGCAAGGAGAAAAAGCUGCACACCUCCCCUGUCUACGUCUUUCAGAUUCUCCCUGUUCUGCUUGGAAUAACUUUGCCUUGGCUUGUUUGCUACAUUUUGACAAUCUACAAUGUAUUUCCUACUGAACCAGACCAGUACGGCUAUCUGGCCCGUACUGACCUAAAGGGAGAUGUUGUGAGCCAAGCUCACUGGUUAACUUUUCCGUACCCAGGUCAGUGGGGGAUGCCGACUGUGAGCCUGGCAGGGGUGGUUGGCAUCUUAGCUGGUGUGAUUUCCUCCAUGAUAGAGUCUGUAGGAGACUACCACGCUUGUGCCAGGCUGUCUGGGGCUCCACCUCCCCCUAAACACGCUAUAAACAGGGGUAUUGGCAUUGAGGGACUGGGCUGUCUGCUGGCUGGAGCCUGGGGUACAGGAAACGGGACCACUUCAUACAGCGAGAAUAUUGGAGCCCUCGGUAUUACAAAGGUUGGCAGUCGCAUGGUGAUUGUGGCCAGCGGGGUCUUAAUGGUCGCCAUGGGUGUGUUUGGUAAAGUGAGCGCCAUAUUCACCACUAUCCCAUCACCUGUGGUUGGAGGGAUGUUCAUGGUUAUGUUUGGCGUCAUCUCUGCAGCAGGAAUUUCUAAUCUGCAGUAUGCCGAUAUGAAUUCUUCUCGAAACAUCUUCAUUUUUGGCUUCUCCAUGUUCUCUGGUCUGGUCAUUCCCAACUGGAUAUUUAAAAACCCCAAAGCUAUUGCUACAGGUGUCGUUGAACUCGACCAGGUGCUACUGGUACUUCUGACAACCAGUAUGUUUGUAGGAGGUUUCUUUGGCUUCUUUCUGGACAACACAAUUCCAGGAUCAAAGCAUGAACGAGGCAUCCUGGCUUGGAACAAAGCACACGAGGAUGACUCCAGCAACACACUGGAGAGCGGAGAAGUCUACAACCUCCCCUUUGGCAUCAGCUCUUACUUGUCUUCUUCCUCCUGGGUCCGGUCCAUACCUUUCUGCCCUCCUGCUGAGCCCAGCUCCCUGGAUGGAUGCACAGCAGAUACUAAUGCCCUGGAGCCUAAGCAGCAACCUGGACAUCCAGAGCCUUCACAGAUUAUUAUUGGAGUUGCUCUGUGAGUUGUGUACUCACUUUCAGCAUGCAAUUUUGGGAAUUUAGCAUACAACACAUCAGAGGCAGCUCAGUUUGAACUUCUUUUCAUUUGUUAAAGACACUGUACUGUACUGUGUGACCUUUUGGAGAGCUGUUUUGCAUAAGAUUGCUUAUGGUUUUCUUUAGGGAGGUACAUAAGUACCUGAUUAUUAUUAAUUGUUAUAAAUGAUAUGUAUAAAUCUUACAGACAAAUUUCUGUAGAGUAUUCACUUGAGUAAAACUAAUGAAUUAUUUAGUUUGCUUAUCAGUUUUAGAACGUGAUCACAAGCAGGUGCUAGUAGACCAGAAAGACACGUGAAUGUAAGUAGGUCCAUGAUGUUUUAUGUUUUUUUUAUUGCAUUUAGCAUAUAAAUCUUAUAAAGAGUUA